This is a messenger RNA of Fusarium sp. VM40, 192 nucleotides long. The record is from the annotation of a GenBank genome assembly. NCBI's taxonomy places the organism in Eukaryota, Fungi, Ascomycota, Sordariomycetes, Hypocreales, Nectriaceae.
AUGAAGUUCUUCUCUGUUGUCUUCGCCAUCGUCUCGGCCUCUGCUGCCAUGGGCGCUGCCGUCCCCGAGCCCGAGAUUCCCGGCAAGCUUGUCAGCCGCGACGAGUUUGAGCUUGCUAUCCGCCAGGUUGGCUGCUCUGCUUGUGUCCAGGGUAUCCGAUGCUGCAACGGUGCUUGCAUCCGUGGCUGCUAA